UCACCUGACCACUUAGGUAGAAGAGCUCAUUUGAAUACACAAUGUCUUAUUAAUUGGGUCAUCCUGCUUAUUGGUCGUUUGCUUCCUGACUCAUCAAAGAACCUCAUGAGGAAAGAUACAAAGUGGUCUCCCAGGUGCUCUUGCAGUGUCUGGUUUGUCUUCUUAGUAGAGUGGUCUUUACUACAAUGGGAACAUCAUGGCGAGGGCUGUGUUCUGCCCUUGUUUUAGUUUGGGUUCUUUGUGGUGCUCCUGCCCUUGGCUUAGGCAAUGGUUUUCUCUAUCCUGAUACAAGUAAUUCUAGAGUGGAGCGAAGAUUAGGUUUUGAAGGGAAUUCAAACCAUAGAGUUGAUGGGGGCACAUCUUCUGACCAUGGUGUGUAUUCUGAAGAGCACCUCUAUAAAAUGUAUCGAGGCUACAGUAUGUCUGACUUCUCCAUUCCAGCAUUGGCACCCAAGUACUACAAUGAGCUAUCAUUUCGUGAAGCUGAUGCCAGUGGUUCAAGGCCCUUCAAAAGUGUGCCUGGGUUUAUCAAUAUGGCUGCUCGUCAAGAUUCCUCUGAAUUUGAAAAUGAAGAUCUGGGUGUGAAAGCUGCAGAUGACCACCUUUGGGAUGAUGUCUUAACAGAUGUUACUCCACUCUCAGUUUCUGAUGUGAACUGGAGAGCAGAUCCUCUUGACAAUGAAAGUUCAUUCUUUAAUAUUUAUGGUGUGUUCAGUUUGUCAAAGUCUGGCAAAGGAUGGAUUAGUCAAAGUCCUGGCUUUAUUUUGUCUCCUAAAAAUGAAUCCUCUUGUGGUAAAGAUGGAGCCCAUCACCACCACCAUCCACAUUCUGUUAAAUGCAAUACGGCUAAUAUGACUGUUGUAUUUAAAGGACAUCAAAAGGAGCUCUUUGUACAAGCCCACUCCUCUACAGUUUUGAAUGUAUUUAAUCUCCUGAAUAAGUGCAAGUAUGAGGUAAAUGAGAAAAAUGGGUCUUUCCAGUUUACUACUUCAUAUAAUGGAUGCUAUGUCAAGAAACUGGGUGACUGCUUUGUCCUCAACCUCGUAUGGAAAAACAAGCCCGCGGUUCUGUCUUGUCCUGCUGAACCCACACCAUCAUUACUUACUUUUUGCCAAAGUGAUAAAAUGACCAUCGUCCUUCCUGAAGGUCCUCUAGACCUGCUGAAAGUCAAAGAUCACUUCAAUAAAUGGAAACCCAUUCACAAGAUUGCACAAAGGUGUAAAUACCUUGUAUGGAGGGAUUCGUUGGGCAGAAUUGUCUUCUCGGCUUCUUUUAAAGCCUGCCAUGUGAAGGAAACGAAGGAUGAGUAUGUCCUAGUAGUAAGGUAUAAAUCAUCUGCAGGAGUCCCUGGGCAGGUUGUCCUGUCUUGCCCUGUUGAAACCCAUGUGCAGCAUCCUCAUCACUAUCUGGAUUUCCCAUUGGCGUUGUGUGGAAAGAAUGGCAUUAUAAUUCGUCUCCCAAAACAGAAUUUGCAGGCAAUUCAACUGAAAGGUGAGGUUCAUGUCCAAUUCGGUAACCAUUCUAAAUCCUUUUUGCAUCUUUCAAAAGUGUCUUCAUAAUGAGCAAAUCUGAAACAAUAGGAAAUGACCUUGUAUGAACUCUUACAGAUGUAUUUGG
Molecule: messenger RNA, 1617 nt
Organism: Erpetoichthys calabaricus (reedfish)
Lineage: Eukaryota; Metazoa; Chordata; Cladistia; Polypteriformes; Polypteridae
Exons: 5
Coding region: 186-1559 (457 amino acids)
Source: RefSeq, a predicted model, not a curated record